AUCCCUUGACCUCGAAACGCUGCCGCCUAAGAUGUGGUGGCGACGCGUACGCAUCGAGUAACUUCUAGAAGUUGGCUUUUGGAUUACGUGACGGCCUCGCGGCCUUCUGUUUGAUUUCAAUACAACGAGCGGGCAUUUGUUUGCCUGAGUAGACACGUCUUUCUCACCCCUCGCCUAUUACCCAUGAUUCUCUUCGAUUCAUUUCUCGCUUGAUGCGGUCCAUAUCUCGGUGCUUAUCCAUCUUGCCGCCGAGGAGCCCUGUUACCCUGAGAUGUGCCGUGUCAUAUAUAGGUGCUACCGGUAAUGUGCAUCGCGGCCCCCUCAAACUACUCUAUUUUAUCAUUCAGUCGUUGGGCGGGUUUUGCGCAUGAUUUUGCCCUAUACGCUCAGCGUUCAAGUACAAUCACUGCUACCUGGCCUUGUUUUUCAGUCUCUAUAACAAACCCGCCUAUCAAGAUUUUGAGCAGAGAUGCCCGAGGUUGACCCUCUCAUAUUUUCAUAUUCUCAUCUGGCCGAUUUCCCGCGUGCUGCUGAUGCAUUGCACACGCUCAAAAAGGUGGCCUCAUUAGUGAAGCCGCUUAUGCGUGCACGGGGAUGGAAAGUUGGCCAACUUACUGAAUUCUACCCGAACCAACCUAAUCUCCUAGGGCUCAAUGUAGACCGUGGGACCAGAAUUUGCCUACGCCUGCGAUAUCCCGGAGACCGGAGCCAAUUCCUACCUCUUGAGCAAGUCGCUGACACCAUGUUGCAUGAGCUUGCUCAUAAUGUACAUGGCCCCCAUGAUGCAAAAUUUCAUGCGCUAUGGAACCAGCUUCGCGACGAGCACUUGUCACUCACGCUGAAAGGCUAUACCGGUGAAGGUUUCUUGUCAGAGGGUCAUCGACUCGGUGGCGGGACUAUUCCCAUGGACGAAGCUCGAAGGUUGGCCCGUAUUGCUGCUGAAAAGCGGCGCACACUGGGUUCCGGCUCGGGUCAACGCCUCGGUGGUGCUGCCCCUCAGCCUGGACAAGAUAUUCGAAAGGUUAUUGGCGACGCAGUCGAACGCCGUAACCGGACAUUGCGAGGAUGCGCGAAUGACAACCAAACGCAAGAUGAAAUUGUCGAGAUUGCAAAUACAGCGACGAGAAAUGGAUUUAAAACACAAGCUGAUGAAGAUGCCGCAAAUGAUGCAGCGAUAGCACAGGCAUUGUGGGAGAUAGUACAAGAGGAAGAAACGGCCAAGAAAGGGAGCGCCUAUAUGCCCCUCGGUGCUGCCGCCAAUACACAUAGUGGAUCUGAUCGUGUUACUGCAAGAGAAAGCCAUCAAGGUUUGAGAGUAACUGCGCAGUCACCAACAACUCAACGGAGCCUCCAAGAUGAGGGAGCCAGGGCCACGUGGACUUGCGGCAUAUGCACCUUGAACAAUCCAGCAAACUAUCUGUGCUGCGACGUUUGUGGCACGGAGAGAACUGAGCGGCCUACAAUGCACCAGCGAAGAGUAAUCGACCUCACUGGGUCGGACAGAAGAGACACCAAUAGACAGGUGCGGCCCCCGUCGGAAGAUGCAAUCAAGAGGACCAAAGAGUCGCGGCCACAGACCGCCUCUCAGCUCGCACCUUUAGCAUCGCCGCCGUGGACAUGCCAUUUCUGUGGCAGGGUCCGAGAGAGCCAAUGGUGGUCCUGUGAUCUCUGUGGCACUAUCAAGCUCUCGUCCAACUAGUGCUAUCGCACAGGAGCCUCAGCACGUGCUACCAUGCACCGCGAUUAAUGCGACGCUGAACGGCUAUUGAUUCAACUCACAUGUACAAGCUACGGCAUUCGAAAGGACUACACCCGGGUAGUCUAGAAUUAGCCCAUGGGUCUGCCCGUGACAAGCUGGGGGCAACCCCCAAAUGACUCAGCUCAACCGGUUGGCAAUAGGGUGUAUGCGACAUGAUGUCAGAAUGUCACCAUGGGCUCACUAUACUGCGCUAGAGUAGAUAGUUUCU
Messenger RNA from Xylaria bambusicola, 1967 nucleotides. Its product is annotated as WLM-domain-containing protein. NCBI's taxonomy places the organism in Eukaryota, Fungi, Ascomycota, Sordariomycetes, Xylariales, Xylariaceae. The transcript has 2 exons. The record is from RefSeq and is a predicted model, not a curated record. The coding region runs from base 470 to 1699 and encodes 409 amino acids.